Salvia miltiorrhiza (redroot sage) is the source of this 333-nucleotide messenger RNA. RefSeq names its product elongation factor 1-delta 2-like. The record is from RefSeq and is a predicted model, not a curated record. Bases 1 to 333 code for a protein of 110 amino acids. Gene Ontology annotation, biological process: translational elongation. Gene Ontology annotation, molecular function: guanyl-nucleotide exchange factor activity; translation elongation factor activity. Gene Ontology annotation, cellular component: cytosol; eukaryotic translation elongation factor 1 complex. The transcript is spliced from 2 exons. Lineage: Eukaryota; Viridiplantae; Streptophyta; Magnoliopsida; Lamiales; Lamiaceae.
AUGGAAAUGGAGGAAAAAGUGGAAAUGGUAAUCCGCCCUGCUAAGAAGAAAGAAAGUGGGAAGUCAUCUGUUCUCAUGGAUAUUAAGCCCUGGGAUGACGAGACAGACAUGAAGAAGCUUGAAGAAUGUAUUCGAAGCAUUGAGAUGCCAGGACUCUUCUGGGGAGCAUCCAAAUUGGUCCCAGUUGGUUAUGGGAUUAAGAAGCUCCAGAUCAUGUUUACCAUUGUUGAUGAUCUAGUCUCUGUUGACACUAUGAUAGAGGAGCAGCUCACCGUGGAGCCUUGCAACGAAUACAUCCAAAGUUGCGACAUUGUUGCCUUCAACAAGAUUUGA